Oncorhynchus mykiss (rainbow trout) is the source of this 1504-nucleotide messenger RNA. RefSeq names its product claudin 15a (gene cldn15a). Lineage: Eukaryota; Metazoa; Chordata; Actinopteri; Salmoniformes; Salmonidae. Gene Ontology annotation, cellular component: bicellular tight junction; membrane. Gene Ontology annotation, molecular function: structural molecule activity. The record is from RefSeq and is a predicted model, not a curated record.
GUGUGUGAACCUGUGUGAGAGGGGGUGGGAGAGAACACAGGUUGACAAUGAUAAAUCAUUGAGCAUAUCUGUUGCUCUCAACAAACUUUCUCAUUGGCAACCUAACACAACUGUGUCCCAGAAGGGGAACAGACACUCAAAAGCAUUUGCACCGGUGAACUAUAUGUUCGUUUUUUUUUUAAGCCCGAAUAUCCUAAACAAAAAUAAGUGAAUCUAAUAAAAUCGAAGAGGAGACAAUCUAACGAAGGGAUAUACCCGGUUUCUUUCUCUCUAUUUGUCUAUCGCCUUCUCUCUUUAUUUAUCACCAAAUACUUGAAAAAAACAGAAUGGAUCCAAUAGUGGAGGUCGUCGCCUUGCUGCUUGGGUUUAUAGGAUGGGUGAUGGUGGGGAUAGCUAUACCCAACCGUUACUGGAAGGUUUCCACCGUUGAUGGGAGCGUCAUCACUACCUCCACCAUCUAUGAGAACCUAUGGAUGUCCUGUGCCACGGACUCUACAGGUGUCCACAACUGCCACGAGUUCCCCUCUCUGCUCGCCCUGAAUGGAUAUAUCCAAGCGUCUCGAGCACUAAUGAUUGCUGCGAUUAUUUUCGGAUCUAUCGGGCUCCUUGCAACCCUGAUCGGGAUGCAGUGUUCUAAAGCAGCUGGAGAGAACAUGGUUCUAAAGGGUAGAAUAGCUGGUGUUGGAGGUGUCCUAUUCUUGCUUCAGGGCCUGUGUACAAUGAUCUCAGUAUCUUGGUAUGCUUUCAACAUCACCCAGGACUUUUUUAAUCCAUUAUAUCCCGGGAUAAAGUAUGAGAUUGGAGAGGGCCUCUACAUUGGCUGGUGCUCUGCUGUUCUUGCUACCGUUGGGGGAUCUUGUUUGACAUGUGCCUGCAAACUGGGCACGUCUGAGAAACAAUCUUACCCCUACCAGCCCAGGGGCACAGUGUACUCUGGCAAUGCACCAUCGCAGAGUCAGGCUGCCACUUCCUAUGGCCGGAACGCCUACGUUUGAACAGAGUUAGAGAGCACACCAAUGAACCAUGGGGAUCACCUGUAUCCACCAUGUCCAAUGCCUGCAAACCAGACUCCAGUGCUAUACUAUGUAGGAUUGUGUAUUUCAUAUUUGGAUCAAUCACCUCAUAUUGAAGAUAUUAUGGCUGUUAAUUUGGUUGUGGUGCACUGUGCAAACAUGUCGCCUGUAAAAUAACGUGCAAUAGCUGAGGUGUCUAAUGACUGAUGCCUGCAUUAUAUACCAUUUUUUAUUUUCAUAAUGAUAUAGGCUCAUGUUUGCAUGAAAAGGGAUGAUUUGAUGAAACGUCUAGAUCUAGGGGAAUGUCCAAACCAGCAGAUUAAGACUGUUGAUUCUCAAGUACUGAUGUUAUGGAGAUGUUUUGUAUUGUUUGUACAGUUUUAUAAUGUCUGAGAUGGGUGUGGCUGUCUUAUGCCAUUCUGAAUGUUUGUUUUAGUUCUUUAGUUUCGUUUACAAUUCCACCCAAUAAAAAUAUUCUUUAAAUACUCAAA